UGUUUGCGUGCCUGUGGGGGUGGGGGAGGUAUCCCUCCCUGGACCCCAGCGAUUUCCUCUCUCGCCUUGUCUGGGUCAUCUCGUCUGCCCGCCGCUGGCCUGGCCCCGUCUGUCUCUCUCAGCAGCUGUCUUUCUCGCGCCCACUGGCCGGUCUCUCCUCUUCCCCGCAGUCGCCUCCUUCUCUGCCUGCUUGGGUGGCCGCCAUGGGCCGGAAGCGGCUCAUCACUGACUCCUACCCGGUUGUGAAGAGAAGGGAGGGGCCCGCUGGGCACAGCAAGGGGGAGCUGGCACCCGAGCUAGGGGAGGAGCCCCAGCCCCCCGACGAGGACGAGGCGGAGCUGCAGCUGCUGAGGCAGUUUGACCUGGCCUGGCAGUAUGGGCCCUGCACCGGUGAGAACCCACCUAGCCUCACGGAGGCACCUCUCCCAGCCAGUCCCGUCACCCACAUGUCUCUGAAGCCACCCAAGCGCCCGUGUGACUGUGAUCUUCGGGCACUGUCUCCCCCACAACACACACAUUUUCCAGCUCAGACUCUACCCCACCUGCCACGAGCCUCCAGAGUCUUCUUCCCACCCUGGCAGGGAUCACACGGCUGCAGCGCUGGUGUCGGGCCAAGCAGCUGGGCUUGGAGCCUCCCCCAGAGGUGUGGCAGGUGCUGAAGACCCACCCCGGAGACCCCCGCUUCCAGUGCAGCCUCUGGCAUCUCUAUCCACUGUGAGGCCUGGGACCUCCUGCCCUUGGCUCUCCUGCUCACCACCCAAGAACCUCAGGACAGAAGCGAAAGCCCACUGCUCCUACUCAGCUCAGCCCCGCUGUGGAGGAACCCUUGGCGGGCGGACCCUGGAGGUGUUCGAGGCUCAGCUCCUCCAUCUAACCAGCAGGCUCCCAGAGCCCCCAGGGAGAGCCAGCACAGCUGAAGCAAAGCGGUCCUCGAUGGAGAGUGGCCUUGGGGAAAAGGACCCGGCCAUUGCCUUCCGAUACCUGCUGCCUGCCUCCCUGACCCACGGUGUGGCAAGUUAGGCACAGCCAGACAGGGGCAGUUGAUCCAUGAGGCAAAGAUGCUGUCCUACCUAAGGCCAGGAAUCUGAGAGCAGGACUGGCUGAGCUCCCAGGGCAAGGGGUUCACUAAUGCUUAUCAAUAAAGAACACUGAGCCUGGAA
Molecule: messenger RNA, 1160 nt
Organism: Saimiri boliviensis boliviensis (Bolivian squirrel monkey)
Lineage: Eukaryota; Metazoa; Chordata; Mammalia; Primates; Cebidae
Source: RefSeq, a predicted model, not a curated record